AUGGUUUGUCACGUGAUCGGAAAUGGAUAUAAUGAUUGGAAACAUCUUAGUGAGAGACUUAAAGAACAUGAAAAUAGUAAUGAACAUUUUGUUUGUAUGAGUCAUUGGUAUGAAGCAAAACUAAGAUUAGAUAAAAACCUUACAAGUGAUACUGAAUUACAACAAGAAAUAACAAAAGAAAAAGAACUUUGGAGACAAGUAGUGAGAAGAAUAAUUGCGGCUGUGAAAUUCUUAUAUAAAUAUAAUUUAGCUUUUCGAAGGUCCAAUGAAAAACUUUUUCAAGAUAACAAUGGUAACUUUUUAGGAGUAAUCCAAAUGAUGGUUGAAUAUGAUAGUAUAAUGCAAGAUCAUAUAAGAAGAAUUGACAAUAAUGAAACUCAUCAUCAUUAUCUUGGCUAUAAAAUUCAAAAUGAACUAAUUUCUCUUUUAGGUGACACGGUUAGAAAUUCUAUCAUUAAAAUAGUUAAAGAGGCAAAAUAUUUUUCUAUAAUUCUUGAUUGUACUCCCGAUGUGAGUCAUCAAGAGCAAAUGAAUUUGAUUGUAAGAUAUGCAUUGAAAUUGUUAGAUCUUAAUGUGGAUGAUAUAAUGGGACAAAGCUAUGAUAAUGGGUCUAAUAUGAAAGGAAAACACCAAGGGGUUGAAAAAAGAAUGCUUGAAAUUAAUCCUAGAGCUUUAUAUAUGCCUUUUGCUUGCCAUAGUCUUAACCUUACGGAUAGUGAUAUGACACUUUCUUGUGAAAAAGCUGUUUCAUUUUUUGGAAUUGUGCAACGUCUUUAUACAUUAUUUUCUAGUUCUAAUAAAAGAUGGAAAAUAUUGUUAGAUAAUGUUCCAACUUUAACCUUAAAAUCAUUAUCUAAUACUCGUUGGGAAAGUAGGAUUAAAAGUAUAAAAGCAAUUAGAUUUCAAGCUCCUCAAAUAAAAGUUGAUUUGCUAAAAUUAAGUAAAACAAGUGAUGACCCAAAGUCAAAAAGUGAAGCUAAAAGCUUACUUAAAUCUUUUGGGAAAUUUGAUUUUUUAGUUGGUAUGGUUAUUUGGUAUGAAGUUUUAUUUGCAAUUAAUAUUGUAAGUAAAAAGUUGCAAUCUAAAUCUAUUUUUAUUGAUACUACUAUUAACCAAAUUGAAAAUAUUAUGAAGUUUUUUGAAAAAUAUAGAAAUGAAGGUUUUACAUCAAGUAUGAAUAUUGCUAAAACUAUUGCACUUAAUAUGGGUGUAUAA
Messenger RNA from Lactuca sativa (garden lettuce), 1215 nucleotides. Lineage: Eukaryota; Viridiplantae; Streptophyta; Magnoliopsida; Asterales; Asteraceae. The record is from RefSeq and is a predicted model, not a curated record.